Molecule: messenger RNA, 201 nt
Organism: Strongylus vulgaris
Lineage: Eukaryota; Metazoa; Nematoda; Chromadorea; Rhabditida; Strongylidae
Source: the annotation of a GenBank genome assembly
AUGGGACGACGAAGUAAGGGGAAGAAGAAAUCCUCGGAAAAGUGUUCAGAAAGUAGUGAUACUCUCGACUGCGGCGAAGAGAUCUGCGAAGACAUCCACGAUUCCAGCAAUCGUUCAGAAGCGAAAAUAAGCGAAACGGAUGUUGCAAAGAACCGGGUCAUUAAUCCCAAGGCUGCUUCCGGUGCGCAACUUGCCAGAUAA